Malassezia sympodialis ATCC 42132 is the source of this 2001-nucleotide messenger RNA. RefSeq lists its product as uncharacterized. Gene Ontology annotation, biological process: protein phosphorylation. NCBI's taxonomy places the organism in Eukaryota, Fungi, Basidiomycota, Malasseziomycetes, Malasseziales, Malasseziaceae. Gene Ontology annotation, molecular function: protein kinase activity; protein binding; ATP binding. The record is from RefSeq and is a predicted model, not a curated record.
AUGCCUUCGUCUAAUCAGUCUCAACAAGCUGGGUAUGCGGUGGGUCGAGGGGCCUUUGUAAACAAGCCCAGGGUCGGUCAAAUUAGCGCCCCUUACAACUUGCGCCGUACCGAGUUAGACCCCGAUGAUUCGUUACGCUCUGAAGUGAGCACGGUGAAUGCGACUCCUCAAAGCCUGGAGGUGAUUCGCAAGCACAUCAUCAAGUUCCUUGCAGAGGACGGCACAUCUCGCAGUGUAGAUGUGAGCCAAUGUAAGCAGGCAAGCGAUGUUCUUGCCAAGGUCCUGCGCAAGUUUGGACGCUUGACAGAACCUGACUCGACGCAGUACAUGCGUCGCUGGGUGCUUGCUAUGACCGACGCUGGUGACCAACUGAAAGUGCUAUCGGAGAUUGAGCUCAUGGCCUUGUGCUCGCAGCCGCACAAUUACGAGCCAGUGUGGCGACAUGGUCUAUAUCUUCUUCGAACUACCGACGAGGAGCCUCUACGGCCUGGAUCCAAAAGGGAAGCACCUGUUGAUGCCUUCCGUCAUCUGCCGAUCACCCGCCGCGCCUCGACGUUUAGCAUUCUCAACGGUCUCGGCGGCGGCGAACUGUCGGAGAUCGAGUCUUUGCCUGCUGACUCCGCGACGCGCAGCAAGGCGAAGCCGGCAGAUAUGUCGGGGCCCUUGCCGAAUGUGCGACGCCGUGUGCGCAACUUUUUUGGACAGCGCCCAUCGUCUGAGCUCAUUAGUUCGCACCUCGCGGAGUACUUCCCAGCGACCAAUUCGAACGAACUGCGUCGAUACUCGAAAGGCUCUUCGAAGAAACGGGUGUCUGUACCUAUGACGCCGUACGCACCUCGAUCAAACGUUCAGCCAUCAGGCCCGGACAUUGAAUCAGAUCCGACUGACGAUCAUGCGAGUCUGGUGACCUUGGAUGAGAUUACGCAGGAUCUCGAGCGUGCUUCUGUUCAUGAUACCGGCGAAAAUGACUCGGGGCGGUGGAGUAAUCCAUCCUCUGCUCCUUUGCCAGUGCCAACUGAUACUGUGUCGGCGACGCAAAUGCUGCCACCCACAGUGACAACGCCGUCUGUGUCGCCCGAGUUGACGGCCCCCUUAACUGAUGGCACAUUCGCACCAAGUGGGGCGCCCGCCACAAAGCAGCAUAUGCGCUGGCAUAAGGGUGCGUUGAUCGGCACCGGCUCGUUUGGCAAAGUAUUCUUGGGCAUGAAUGCCAAGACUGGUAUGCUGAUGGCUGUAAAACAGGUCGAACUUCCGCACUCGGAUGAUGAGAUGACGCGUCAUCGCCGCAUGAUGAUCGAGUCGCUUGAGUCGGAGAUUGUGUUGCUCAAAUCGAUCCAGCACCCGAACAUUGUACAAUACCUGGAUUCAUUCGCCGAUGAUAAGCACCUGAACAUUUUUCUCGAAUAUGUGCCGGGUGGCUCGGUGGUGGCACUGCUACAGAGCUAUGGCGCGUUUGAAGAGGCGCUAGUCCAGAACUUUGUGCGCCAGAUUCUGCGCGGCCUUUCGUUUUUACAUGCACGCGACAUUGUGCACCGAGAUAUUAAAGGUGCCAACAUUCUUGUGGAUAACAAAGGCGGUGUCAAGAUUAGUGACUUUGGCAUCAGCAAGAAGGUGGAGAGUGGCCUCCUGUUCGCAGGUCCGACUGGAGGCAAAUCUCGUCCGGCUAUUCAGGGCAGUGUGUUUUGGAUGGCCCCAGAGGUGGUGAAGCAAACAGCCUUCACUGCCAAAGCUGACGUUUGGAGUCUGGGCUGCUGUGUUGUGGAAAUGUUCACGGCUACGCACCCCUGGCCCCAGCUUGACCAAAUGCAGGCCCUAUUCCAAAUUGGGAUGAACAAGACCCCGGCGCUCCCGCCGGACAUUUCGGAGGUGGCUGCCUCCUUCUUGAAUGCCACCUUUGAGCUGAAUCAUGCCGACCGGCCGUCGGCCGAUGAACUCCUCCGCCAUGCGUUUGUGUUGCAGGCGACCAACGAUGGUGAGAUGGAUGGGUCCGAGCCCUCGUAG